UUAUUGCAUGGUCUCUGGAACAUCACUAGUCUUCGUCGCUCCACCGUUACCGACGCUGCCGCCGCCACCACCACCACCGCUACCGUUCGGCCUGUUUAGGAAUUUCAGGCACUCUCUGAGAAAGCGAUUACACUGAAAAAGUCCUUUUUGACAAGGAAAAAGCUGCUCGUUUUGUCCUUACCAUGGCAACUAGGUUGCAGUUCGAGAAUUCAUGUGAAAUUGGGGUCUUCUCCAAGCUGACAAACGCUUACUGCUUGGUCGCAAUUGGUGGAUCAGAAAACUUUUACAGCACGUUUGAAGCUGAGUUAGCAGAUGCCAUUCCAGUUAUUAAAACCUCCAUAGGUGGAACCCGGAUAGUUGGACGGCUUUGUGCUGGAAACAAAAAUGGUCUUAUUCUGCCUCAUACUACUACUGACCAAGAGCUUCAACACUUGAGAAACAGUUUGCCAGAUAGUGUUGUUGUUCAGCGUGCUGAUGAGAGGCUAUCCGCUUUGGGAAACUGCAUUGCUUGCAAUGACCAUGUUGCUCUUACGCACACUGAUCUUGAUAGGGAAACUGAAGAGUUGAUUGCGGAUGUUCUCGGAGUUGAAGUCUUUAGGCAGACAAUAGCUGGGAAUAUACUUGUUGGCAGCUAUUGUGCUUUUUCUAACAGAGGUGGCUUGGUGCAUCCUCAUACAUCCGUCGAAGACUUGGAUGAACUUUCGACGCUCCUCCAGGUUCCUCUGGUGGCCGGAACUGUGAACCGAGGUAGUGACGUGAUUGCUGCUGGAUUGACAGUCAACGACUGGACCGCGUUUUGUGGCUCUGACACUACCGCAACGGAGUUGUCUGUCAUCGAGAGCGUUUUCAAGCUGAGAGAGGCUCAGCCAAGCGCUAUCGUCGAUGAAAUGCGGAAAUCGUUGAUCGACAGCUAUGUUUAAGUUCUGUGCUUCACAUCCACAUAAUGUAAGUUUUGUGCUGAAAAUUCACAUAAUGUGUGUUGAAAAUUUUAAAGCUCAUAACUAAAUUGCUUUGCUUUUUAUGUGCACAAGUACUCCUCCAAGAAUGAUUUGCAUAUUUA
This is a messenger RNA of Ipomoea nil (Japanese morning glory), 1060 nucleotides long. Its product is annotated as eukaryotic translation initiation factor 6-2-like. Gene Ontology annotation, molecular function: ribosomal large subunit binding. Gene Ontology annotation, biological process: assembly of large subunit precursor of preribosome; maturation of LSU-rRNA; maturation of 5.8S rRNA. The coding region runs from base 183 to 920 and encodes 245 amino acids. Gene Ontology annotation, cellular component: preribosome, large subunit precursor; nucleolus; cytosol. The transcript is spliced from 8 exons. Lineage: Eukaryota; Viridiplantae; Streptophyta; Magnoliopsida; Solanales; Convolvulaceae. The record is from RefSeq and is a predicted model, not a curated record.